Messenger RNA from Hyalella azteca, 3356 nucleotides. RefSeq names its product organic cation transporter 1. Bases 523 to 2301 code for a protein of 592 amino acids. NCBI's taxonomy places the organism in Eukaryota, Metazoa, Arthropoda, Malacostraca, Amphipoda, Hyalellidae. The record is from RefSeq and is a predicted model, not a curated record. Gene Ontology annotation, molecular function: transmembrane transporter activity. Gene Ontology annotation, cellular component: membrane. The transcript has 9 exons. Gene Ontology annotation, biological process: transmembrane transport.
AGAUACAUUGAGGAGCUUGUAUUGGAGUAGCCAUAUCCGCACGAGAGUUGAAUAAUGCAUAGUUCAAAACUUUGUUAUCUUGUUUUGUACUUUUAAAUAAGUGUGUACGGAGAAGCCAAGGUUAAUAAUGUACGGACUCAAAGUCGUUCUACUCAAUGGAAAUAAGCUUCAAUUUUUUUAGAAAUAACUUAUUCUGAAGUGGUGCAUUCUAUAGGCUUCGGAUUGGUUAAUAAAAGAUUCAAAAUUGGUUGACAAACAUUCUACCUUCAGCUUCACUUAUAUUAAAAAAUGAGAUGAUAUAUUAUUGCCAUUGAGAAUAAGAAAUAGCAUAACGGCCGGUUCUCCUGAGAAGUUCAUUUUUAGUUUCAGAUCGAAAGAAUUACAUGUGCUUUGGAAUUGAAACUAUAUAUGAUCUGCAAAUUAAAAUGAGGGGAAAUGAACCAAAUAAGGAAAUAUUUGGUCUCACAACCGGGAUUCGAGCAAAAAAACUUUAGUGUUCCGUAAUAUAGAAACAAAAUCCAUAUGGCGCACACUCUCAACCGGGCAAGCAGAUCCAGUCGAUCGCUUCGCAGAGCAGCAGGCAUUCCAGUUCCGAAAUUCGGAAGCCUCCUCAAAGAAGUCGGUGAUGAAGGACGACAUCAAAACCUUCUUUUGUACGCGGUGCUUCUUCCCUUGUCUCUCUACAUCCCCUUCGGCUCGUCGUCACUUCGGUUGCUCCUGUCGACGCCAGACCAUCAUUGCAAAGUGCCCGGGCGGGAGCUUUUUAAUGUUUCAAAAUCGCUGUGGAGGAAGAUCACAAUACCCUGGACGCGAAGCGACGACGGCAGAGUUCGCUUCAGUCGCUGCCUCAUGCGCAAUGUUACGAUAACGCAGGACCCGAGCGCCGGCAUCACCAACAUCGCCAUCGACCCUUACGCCAAUACCAGUUGCCAGUAUGGGACGGUGUAUGACCACAGUGCGUGGCAGGCGACAGCGAGUACAACUUACAACUUGGUCUGUGAUGACGCCUACGUCGUGCCUCUUAUCUUCGGCAGCGCAGUCGCCGCCAAUGUCAUCGGUACUCUGCUCUUCUCCUUCAUGGCUGACAGGUAUGGCAGACGUCCAACAUUCUUUACGUGUCUGGUGCUGAGUUCAGUUUUCGGUUUGAUGAACUUGUUCUCUCCGAACUGGCAAGUCUUUGCUGCUACCAAGUUUUUGUCAUCAAUGCCAUACUUCGCUCUUUAUCAACUGCCGUACAUCAUCCUUGUGGAGCUGAGUUCUGAUCGCAUGCGAGGGCGCACGGCGGCCUUAUGCUCCAUCAGCAUCACCAUCGGUCUUGGAUUGCUGGCUUUGCUCGCGUGGCUUGUCAACCACUGGAAGAAACUUGGUGCCCUCUGCUAUCUGCCGUCGGUAGCUUUUUUCAUCUACUUAAGAUAUCUACCAGAGUCACCUCGAUGGCUGCUCGAUCGUGGACGAGUUGUGCAGUGUGGUAAAAUUCUACAGCAAAUCGCAGAGCGUAACCAGAAGGGAGAACCGCCUGACCUGCUGCCGACACUCGAGUUGAUGUAUCAGCAGCAGACGAAACUGCCACGCUUUCUUACGCUCAUCACUGUGCCCAACCUAAGGAAAAGGAUCAUUAUCGUUACUUUAAAGACAUGCGUGUUGUGCGUGUCUCAUUCCGGGAUCCUUUACAACAUCAGGAACGUGACGAGCAACGAGUUCGUAAAUUUCUUCGCUCUUUCUUUGGUGGAUAUCCCGGGUAACCUUUUAGGCAUGGCCUCUGCCCAGUUCCUUGGACGCCGGCUUACCACAGUCUAUACGCAGUUCAUCGCAGCUGGCUUCUGCUUCUUGGCGUCUGUUACAACUUCUAGUCAGCUGCCACUGACGGUACUCUGCAGCCUGGGGAAGCUGUUCCUGACGAGUACGGUGUUGGUGGUGUUCAUGCAAGUCGGUGAGCUCUUUCCCACGUGUCAGAGGGCCAUCGCAUACGGCAUCUCUGGCUCUCUGGGGCUAGCAUCAUCUGCUGCUGUGCCUUCCAUCAUGGCUCUUGGUCAUUGGAGCCCUAGUCUGCCAUACUGCGUCCUCGGUAUGCUGUGCAUCAUUGGUGCUCUAAUCAGCUGCCUCCUGCCCGAGACUAUGAAGCGGCCUCUACCUCAGACGAUUUCAGAGGCCAAUGCUAUUGGCAACUUACACAAGUUGUGUGGUUGCAUUUCUCUGUGUGGUGCAGACAAGCAGAAGGAAGAAGUAAACCACAACAUGGAUUUCUCGGGAUCUGAUGAAGAGUUGUCCGGCGGUGGCAUGACGUCCCGAAUUUACGUUUGAAACGGACGACUUAAAGCAUAUUAAGAAUUAGAACGUAAUGAUGUCUCACCUUGAGACACUCAGUCUCAGCUUAGUUGAAUAGAAAAGUCAAGUUCUCCUGAUCUUACAAUGAUGUGGUUAAUUUUUAGCUGAGCACUUCUACAAAGAAACGAUGCGUAUGAAAAUCGCUUUCGUCAAUAAUCUGAUUAGUAAAGUACGAUCAUAUUCAGAAUGAUACAAUUUGUUGUCCGAGAAAGAUAUUGCUGAGCAAAUAGCGUGACAUGAAUGUGAGGCGUUGCAUAAACGAUGUUUCUCGUGUUGCUAAUCUAGGAAGCGUGUUUGCCAUCGCUGUGAGCACAUGAAUGAUUUGAGGGCUUACGGAAGUAAAUGAUUUAUGCCAAUCAAAUAACAGAGUUGACCUACAUCUGCAGAGUCCUGCUCUAAUGUUACUUGUGCUCGUUUUGGUAUAGCUGUGAAACAUGUUACUGUGAUGAAUGUUUUACCCAAUCAUUGGUUUCCAGUUAUUUCAAUAUUUUAAAGCUAGGAACCUGACGCUGCGUCGUUUGAUGGUAUACUGAUGAAAAAUGAAUUGCUGCUCGAUUGAUGAAGACCCAUUACUCUGGCCGCAACUUUGUGCUCAACGAUACGAGGUCAUCGUUAUCCUAGAUUCAGUUUUAAUACAAAUUUGAGCGCCUAUCAAACCUUUCCUUACAACUAACUAAGAUAUCCCUAUGAUAAUCAGGUUAAUGUAUUUUGCGAAUAUUUGGCUUACAAGUGGCAUGCUGAUAAUGGCAGCGUCGCCGAUUUUGCGUCAUGUCCUUAAACUUUAUAUUAAGAGUUUUUCAAUGUAAUUAUUUGAAGUAAUUGUAUGUAAUUAUGUGAUUAUUCUAAGUUUCACACCCACUUCUUUGAUACGCGCGCUUAUGAGGUCAGGAGAUGUGAAAAGACGGCAUUUAAUUCCGUCCAUAUUAUGUUUCGAAAAUAAAUAAUUUAAACCAUAAAUCAUUUAACUUAGACCAAUGAUAAAUGUUUUUUCCGCAAUUACCUCAUAAAGCAAAUCUCUUAAAAUACAUAAG